AUGGGUCAGGCGCUCUCCAUGUGGUCGACACCUGUUCCUCCAAUCGAGGUCCCUGCUAAAGGACCUCCUCUUCCUGAGUCUACUGGAGGACUUCCUCCUCCUGGCCAGCGGAUCGUGGGAGGCCGCGAGGCAUUGCCGCACGAGCACGGAUACCAGGCGUGUCUUCUUAAGAAAACUCGUUAUCUUUGUGGGGGCGCUAUCCUCAGUGAUAUGUUUAUCUUGACAUCUGCCAACUGCGUAUCAGAUUCUGCGCAAUUGUAUGUACUUGUGGGCCGCUACAAUUUACUGGAAGCGGAGAGCAGUAGCCAGAGGAUUCCGGUUGGGAAAGUAUUUAUUCACCCGGACUUUCAUGCCAGUCUGAGUCACUUAAAGGCUGAUAUUGCUCUUGUGAAAUUGAAAAAGAAGAUAGAUAUGAAUGAUAAAGUUUUCCCUAUCAAAUUGCCGACUAGUGACGCGUACAAUGGUAUGCCUCUGGUGGUCACUGGGUGGGGGAAAACUUGUAAGUAAUAUAGCCAGUUGAAAAGAU
Molecule: messenger RNA, 526 nt
Organism: Penaeus vannamei (Pacific white shrimp)
Lineage: Eukaryota; Metazoa; Arthropoda; Malacostraca; Decapoda; Penaeidae
Source: RefSeq, a predicted model, not a curated record